AUGGCUACCACACAAGUUCUUGUUCUCUUUGCUUCUGCAUUCCUAUCAAUGCUCUUCGCUGGCGUUGCUUCCACCAGGUCUAAUGAAACAUGGCAUGAACAUGCAGUUGAGAAUCCAGAGGAAGUAGCUGCCAUGGUGGACAUAAUAGUAAUAGACCAGCAUCUCGUGACGUCUGGCUGGAUAGAUUCCUGUGAUCUUCUUUAG
Messenger RNA from Eruca vesicaria subsp. sativa (arugula), 204 nucleotides. NCBI's taxonomy places the organism in Eukaryota, Viridiplantae, Streptophyta, Magnoliopsida, Brassicales, Brassicaceae. The record is from the annotation of a GenBank genome assembly.